Messenger RNA from Lates calcarifer (barramundi perch), 3585 nucleotides. RefSeq lists its product as uncharacterized. The transcript is spliced from 11 exons. The record is from RefSeq and is a predicted model, not a curated record. Gene Ontology annotation, molecular function: protein binding; cytokine receptor activity. Gene Ontology annotation, biological process: immunoglobulin mediated immune response; cytokine-mediated signaling pathway. NCBI's taxonomy places the organism in Eukaryota, Metazoa, Chordata, Actinopteri, Centropomidae. Bases 621 to 2537 code for a protein of 638 amino acids. Gene Ontology annotation, cellular component: membrane; external side of plasma membrane.
CUUAAACGAGAACAAUAGUCUUGAAUUGCAUUUAAAGCAAUAAACAACAACACACUUGGCACCAAAAGUCAUUUUGCUGUGACAUAUUUUUAAAGUAUCAACACAUACAGUACAUAAAUACUAGAGUUGCUGUAUGACUAGUUGCUAUGUUGCUGUAAAUACAAGUACACAGUGUAAAGUGACUGUCACUUAUCAAAAUAAUCUACAACACUUGCCCCACAAGCCGUUUGAUAGGACUUAAAACAGGGAAGUGACAAUUCCUAUCUUCCUCUUUUUGUUUAAAGUGGCCACUUACUAAGCUAACGUCAUUUCUUGGUAGUUUUCCUCAAAGAUUUUCUCUCAGGGAUGUGGCACAAAUAUUACAGAGAGGAGUCAACCUGAUUCUCUAUCUCUGCUGUCCAGCCAGAAGGAGUAGCCGUCUUGCCCUGGCCCUAACUGGCCAACAGAUGAAUGAAACCAGUGCUUAGAAACAGAUCAUGAACAGCUUCACCAAAAGGAUGAGAAGGAGGAGGAACCAGUGACUUAUACCCUAAAAGCAGACAACCAGCAUUUGGAGACCAACCAUUUCAGUGAUUUGAGAUUUUCCAGAAAAAAAAACAAAACAAUUGAUGACAUGAUAAAUGGAGACAUACAAGAACACCCGUCUUCUGCUUCGUCUUCUUCUUUUGCUUCAAGCCUACACCAUCAGAGGAGACAAUUGUCCCAGCGUCCGAGAUAAAAAUCUCACCUGUUACAGUGACUACAACCGUACCAUCACUUGUUUGUUGAACAGUACAUAUGAGCGUGACCACAGAAAUGCUACGUGCACACUACACACCAAAAGGGUGAACACCAAGUACGCCAGUGAAAACUACAUCACUUCCUGUAAACUGGAGCCUGUUGACGUCUCCAGACCAGCUCUGAAGAGCUGCACCCUGAAAUUCAAAUUCAAUGAAAUUUUUCUGUCCUAUUUUGAGUUUUCCAUUACUCUGAAGUGUGGUACUGUGGAGAAAAUUUUGGCAAAUUCCUACAAACCAGCUUGCCACAUAAAGCUGAAUCGUCCAGGAAAACCAGAUAUCAACUUUACCACUGUUUCCUGGUUCCCCCAACUUGAGAAGCAUUCCAGAAUCAGUUUGUACACCUCCCAACUGCAGUGGAAAAGAGAGGAUCAGUCAUGGAGUGAUGCGCACGAAGAACCCAUCCAGAAAAGUGGUUGGGAAUUCGAGGCAGAGUUGGACGAAGAUCUGCUUAUACAAGGAGAGAGGUAUGAGGCACGCAUUCGAGUGCAGGCCUCAGAUUACCUGUCAACCUGGAGUGACUGGAGUCCUGUUGCAUCAUGGGUGUCAACUGUAGGAAAAGUAAAACCAACACCAUCACCACUACCAGAUUUUGCUGGGAUUGAAUUGGGCAUGAUCGUCGCAGGCGCAGUAGUUGCCUUGUUUCUGGCUUUGAUUCUCUUUAGGAGAGACAAAGCCAAUUGGGUUUAUAAGAAGAUCAGAGGUCCGCCAUUACUGGACCCAGGAAAAUCCUUCCUGAGGGAUGUAAAUUUCCAGAAUUGGUUGAGCCCUCACUUAACCAGCCAAUCCUUUCUUUCCCCCCUGAAACCGGAGGAAAUCAUCAAUGUAGAGGUAACCUCCACUGUGGAUGCUGUCACACCCUGCAAAUCAGAGGCAGCCCUGCUGGAGAAGAUGAGAAGUGAAAGUAGCUACGAGUCGACCAGUUCCAGUUUCACCAACCCCAGUUACUCCCAGCUGUGUCCUCCUCCUCCUCCUCCUCUCUCUUUGCCCUUUGCUAGGAAUCUGGAGCCCUGUGCCACUGAUGCACCUAAUGGGUCUGUUGGUAGGCAAGGUGAGGGUAAAACUGCAGAACAGGAUAGGGAGGAAGAAAGACGGAAAGAAGUGGAGAUCCAACAAUUAUUUUCCAAAGGCAACAGCAACAAUGAGUCAGUGCAGGUCAUUUCAGAUUAUGAGAAAGUUGAGAAGCCCCAGGUCGAGCGCUUCAGGCUCCAGAGUCUAGAUUCAGGUAUGUGCAGUGGCGAAGAGGUCAGUCAAGAGAGUCUGGAAGCAGAUAGCAUCCAUGUGACGGAUGGCCAUGAUGAGGGACCAGAGGGUAAAGAGCAGGAGAGAGAGGGAGGGAAUGGAAAAGUAGAUUUUCAUAAGCUGUUUGGAGGCAGUGGAAGCGUUUUUGGCAAAGGGUCCAUUCAAGUUUGUUCAGAUUAUGAGCGAGUUCAGAAGCUGCAGCCGCACACCUCUGAACUUCCUAGCUUGGAUUCAGGGGUUAGCAGUGGGGGCGAGGAGCAGGUGAGUCAUGAGGAAAGCCUGGAGGACAUCGAUAAGUUCACUGACUCCACAAACUUCCCAUUUUCUCCUCUCCCUUCCUGUGCUUUACCAUGCUCCUUGACUUCUUUCCCACAACUGCCACCAAUGUUCUCAGAGACUGGCUUGCAACCUCCAAGUCCAAAUCAUAUACUGGGGGGAAUUGCUCUGAUGUCAGUGUCCAGAUCGAUGGAAGCCUCUGGUGAUGGAUAUAUGCCAGUGAAACAGGAACAGUCUGUUUAGAAUGCCUGACCAUAAAUGCUGCGCAAAAUAUGAUAUGAAAUGUGCAGGAUCAAUGACAGCUCAGUUAAUUCAUGCUUGUUCUCAACAGUAUAUAACAUCAUAUGAACAUUUAUUAAAUGCUCUGGGGUGAUUUUAAUGAAUGUAUUUCUUCUAAACUCAUAAUACAUAUUUAUAUAAUUAUUUAUCAUGUACUAUUGACCUACACACUCACACUUCCUUUAUGUAUAUCUAUAUCUCUAUAUAUAUAUAGAGAUAUAGAUAUGUAUAUAGAUAGAUAGAUACAAGCCAUUUAGCCAUAAACACAAACCAUGACAAAAAUACAAACCAGAAAUAAUAAAAGAAAGAGUAUGAUAUCCAUAUAGUGUCUCAGAUUAUGUUUUGCUUUUCUUUAGCUUCUUUGGGGGGGGGGUCUAUUCUAGGGGGUUUCUAGGGGGUUUCUAGGGACAAAGUUGUACAGACCAUGUCUAAAUGAGUUUUGCCAGUAAUAUGUCUUGACAAUGGUUCUAGACAUCGGUUUACUUGACUUUUAAGGAUCUAUAUAUGUAGAUUAUGUUGAAUGCUGCCUUGUAAUGCCUGGUUAGAAUGGCCACUGUAUGAGAUACAGUGAUGCUGAUUAAACCAACAGCAGUUCAUGUCUCCAUCCCUGCGGUUAUACAGGAACCUGUUUAAAUCCCAUCGGCAGGGGUCAGAGGUCAGCAUCACUACUAACUAUAGAAAUAAGAGGAUUGUAUUUGAUGUUUAAAACCAUACUGAAGCAUGAAAUCUUGGUGCUAUUUGCUAUUUUAGCUUAGACUGCUGAGGGUUGCCGGGUAGAUAACAGACUUCUAUUGUUCUAUUGUUCUAUUGUUGUUACCUUUUUAUUUUCAGUGUUGUCAUUUUGUUUUAUUCGUGGGUGAACAACCAAAAAAAGCCCCACUAUUGCCACUCACCUGCCACAUCACUUGUUUUGUUGUUAUUAUCACUGUAUGCAAUGAUAAUGAUGUAAUUACUGAAAUGCAUGAUGUAUUCAAAUUGUUGAAACUUCUAAUAAAAUAAAUGAAAAAUGGGA